This is a messenger RNA of Brassica oleracea var. oleracea, 1095 nucleotides long. RefSeq names its product glutathione S-transferase T3-like. Bases 1 to 1095 code for a protein of 364 amino acids. Lineage: Eukaryota; Viridiplantae; Streptophyta; Magnoliopsida; Brassicales; Brassicaceae. The transcript has 4 exons. The record is from RefSeq and is a predicted model, not a curated record.
AUGAAGAGUCCGCCUCUGUCUCGUGAUCUUCCCCCGACGAUGAAGACUCCGCAUCUGUCUCCUCAUCUUCCCCCGAUGAUGAAGAAUCCGCAUCGGUCCUCUCCUUCGGUGGAUCUCAUAGACGGUCAGAACUUAUGGAAGGAUCAACAAACACGAAGGUUAGUAGAAGAAGAUGACGACAACUGUAAAAAGAUUCCUAUCUGUUAUUUCUCUUUCACUUUGGAAAUGUAUUUUAAUCCGUUUACAUCGUCUUCAAACUUUGUUGAUCUGCUUAGCAGUCAACAACAAAAUGUUAUCUUCGGUAGUGUAUCAGACAGUGUCUCACUGUCUUCAUCGCAACCUCCCUUCUUUGGUGUUCAAGGCACCGAGGACUCAAACUUUGGGGAAUACACUCAAGCCAGACAGAAAGAAAGAAGAACAUGGUCGCCUACAGACGACGUUGUGCUCAUCAGCUCGUGGUUAAACACGAGCAAAGAUGCAAAUAGCUGCGUACUACAAUGCAAGUCCAAAGCUUGUGGGUGUGAAAAGAGAGAGGCAUCGCACUGUAAGAAUAGGUGGCAGAAGAUCAAUGAUGUCGUUUGCAAGUUUUGUGGUGCCUAUGAAGCAGCUACCAGAGAGAGGACCAGUGGACAAAACGAGAAUGAUGUCCUGAAGCUAGCCCACGAAAUAUUCUUCACCAACCAUAAAAAAAGGUUCACCCUUGAGCAUGCUUGGAAAGAGUUGCGAAAUGAUCAGAAGUGGUGCGAGCAGUCUACAGCUAAAAAUGAUGGAGGCUACAAGAAGAGGAAGUGUGGGGAUGUUUCACAUUCAGCUAGCUCUAAAGCAACUGAAGCAGAUUCUGUUGACGAUGAUGAAGCAACAAAUCGCCCCAAGGGUGUGAAGGCAACAAAGGCCAGUUCUAAAAAGACUGCAGCUGAUGGGAAAGAGCUGUCUCAGUUUCAGACAAUGUGGAGCUUGAAGAAGGAAGACUUGGCUUUGAAAGAGAGGCUGUCUAAAAUAAAGCUACUUGACAGGCUCCAUGCUAAAGAAGGACCACUACCAGAUUAUGAAGAGCCAUUGAAGAAGAAACUCAUUGAUGAGUUUAUGUCCAUUUAG